AUGGCCAUUGCGCGGUAUCUCGACAAGGUCUACCUCUUCAUCGUAGGGACCCAGCUCUUUGGGAUGCUAGCCCUCGACCUCGUCCAAUUCUACCCCAAAGCCCUCUGGGAAUCCCCCUCCAGCCCCCUCCACUUCCUCGUCUCCCUCAAGGCCGCCUACACCUCCUACUCCGGUGACCCCUUCUUCGCCGAGCCCGCCCACGAGCCCUGGUUCCAGGCCUGCAUCCUCAUCGAGGCGCUCGUCCAGCUGCCCCUGUGCGCCUACCUCGCCUACAAGCUCGCCUCUUUAACGACUACAGACCCCCGCACCGAGCUCGCCGGCAUCGCGUUCGGGUGCACCACCGGCUUUGGCGCCGCGGUGUCCUGCUACCACAUCGCCCAGCUCGGCGCCGAGGCGCUGGACCCGGCGAAGAAGGCGUCGCUGCUGUGGGGGACUUACUUCCCCUUUACUUUGAUACCUGUUCUCAUGGCUGUUGACAUGCACUUUCGCAUACUCGCCCGUAUCAGCAACCUCGAGAAGAAGGUCAAGAGUCAGUAA
Molecule: messenger RNA, 537 nt
Organism: Clonostachys rhizophaga
Lineage: Eukaryota; Fungi; Ascomycota; Sordariomycetes; Hypocreales; Bionectriaceae
Source: the annotation of a GenBank genome assembly